This is a messenger RNA of Schistosoma bovis, 1296 nucleotides long. The record is from the annotation of a GenBank genome assembly. NCBI's taxonomy places the organism in Eukaryota, Metazoa, Platyhelminthes, Trematoda, Strigeidida, Schistosomatidae.
AUGAAGAGAAUUGGACCUUCGAAGGGAAAGAGAAAUUUAAUAAAAAGACUUUUCCGGUUGCACUCGCAAAUCAAAACUGCUACACAACCAUCUGGUUCUGAUUCAGAAGUCACAAUUGAGAAGUUAACGGAAAUCUGUCCAAUAAUUGAUUGGAAUCUUUUAUUUGAGAGUGUAUUCAAUGAAAUCAAGUAUGAUUCAUACAAGAAUAUGAAAAUUGUUGUCUAUAAUCAAGAUUCGUUGAAGAGAGUUUGUGACAAACACACAGAGUUUAUGAGAUCAGAUCAAGGAAGAAAAAAUUUACACUCGAUGACAGUGAUCAGUUUCUUGUUCAACAUGAGAAAUAUAUUGAAUCGGCAUUUCGAAGAGUUUUAUCCUGCUAAUGUUCCGAAAAAGCCAACAAGUUGCAUUGAUGAAGUAAAAGAAAAUUUCCGAUGGACAAUAGAAAAGCAUCACAAAUAUUCUAGUAUAAGUGAAAGUACACAAAAUCAAGUUCUCGAAAUGUUCAAACAAUUGAAAACGACCUUCAUUAAUUCAUUGUCAUCAAAGUCAUGGUCCAGUGAAGAUGAAAAGCAGAAAUUCAUCAACUUGGCUAAUGAGUAUCAGUUGUCCAUAAUUACUUCGAAAAGUUUGUCCGCAGCCGAAAGAGACAGCCGAGAUUUCAUAUUCAAUAAUGAAAUUUCCGAGGAUGAUUACUUAAUGAAUGUGUACUAUUCCCAGAAAACCAAGUUCCUUAAAUCAAUUUACAAACCACUGGAUACUGACGUAGAACCUGACGCGUUCAGUUUUAUGCCAUACAUAUCUAGUUCGGUUGAAGAUAAACUUAUUAAGGUAUCUGCCGGUCUAUUAAAUCUACUAUAUCACAAAAAAGGAUAUUCAAUGUCUGAACAAUAUGGGACUAUCGGUUGGUUUAUUGGUCGCCAGCUGAUGUAUGAAGUAAAUAAUAACAAGAAAGCAGAUGCACCUGAGAGUUCUCAGUUCGCCUGUAAUUCACCAGACGCAACAGUUUUUGAGGCUCAACUAUGCUGCUUGCAGAAACAAGACGAGUUCAAAGAAUACAACGAAAAGACAUACACGGGUCAUGGAGAUUUGCAAGGAAAGAACUCGUUUUACACAUCGUUUGCAAAAAUGAUGUGUAAUAGCGACUUCACAGAUGUCAUUCAUACUAAAUUACAGUCUCCCGACGCCGUCCAUAAAUUCAGUGUGAAUGAUCUUCUGAAACACAGUCAGGAAUUUGCCACUACACACCGAUGUGCAUCUGGUUCAAAAAUGAAUCCUGUGAACAAAUGUGUUCUUUAG